GUUAUACGGUUCCAUGACUCUAUAUUUGGACACAUGUCCAAGUUGGCCCAUCCUCUCUUGCAUCUAGUUGAGGUGCCGAAACACGACUGCCAUUAGCUGUAACAAAGAAUUAGUCAUCCAAAUGUUGCAGUGUGAUGAUCACACUUCCAUUACCAAUAUUAGAUGAUUCAUGUGGCAAGCAGUGUGUCAGCAAUAAGAAUUUGAUUUCAUAAACAACAUUCAACUAUGCACUCACAGUCUGAUAGUAAAAUUGCUCAUUUUGCAUCCUGGAAUUGUGAUCUGUGAGAAAAAAAAGAUUAUCGCAGUGGUAACUGAAGGAAUUUAUUCACACUGAAGAUAAUUGCUCAUGCUACCUUGUCAAGAUUCACAGUUAAAUUUGUUCACGAGUAAUCAAGAUUCAAGAGUGUUUUAUUGUCAUGUGUCUCAGAUAGGACAAUGAAAUUGUUACUUGCAGCAGCACAACAGAAUAUGUAAACAUAGUACACUGUAAGCAAUACAAUAAAAGUAGUCUCUUCUAACCCAUCAUUCACAGAAUCAAGCCAACACCAUAGCAUGAAGCAUAUGAUAAUCCGAAGGCCCAUCACAGUAAAUCAACAGAAAUUCACAACUCAAAUUGUUGGUACAUUGAGAUUAAAGAUCAGCCACGAUCUCAUUGAAUGGCGGAGUACACUGAGUGAGCAAAUGGACAAUGCACGAUUACAUUUUUAAACAUCAACUCAUUCUCAGCAAUUAAGCAUUGAGUUAUGACAGUAUUUGUAGUCCUGUGGCCCUAAUUAGAAAAUGCUCUGAAUAUUUUACAUGCAUAUGCAGAAAGCCAUAACAUAUAAAUAUUACAUGUUUUUAUGGUCCUAUUUCUCACAUUUCCUUACAACGUAAAAUGAGGCUAUUCUAGUCUAUGCCAACUCACGUUUCAUUUCUAUUCAACCUACAAAAAAAAUUGCAGGAAGAACUCAGCAAACCAGUCAGCAUCUGUGGAGGGAAAUAGACAGGUGACAGUUCAGGUUGUGACUGAUUCGAGGUCUGAUAUUUCGAUUUGUUGUUGGUCGUUUCCAGCAUCUGCAGUAAAUGUGCAAUUCCUAUACCUGCUUAUUACCCUGCAGCCCAUUGCCUCUCACCAACUCCAAUCUGAAUUAUAGCAGAAAUAAUUUACAGAGGCCAAUUAACCACCCAACCAACCAUGAUCUUGUUAAAAUGACCCUGAACGAGUCAAAGAUACACAAAGGUACACAAAAAAGCUGGAGAAACUCAGCGGGUGCAGCAGCAUCUAUGGAGCGAAGGAAAUAGGCAACGUCAUGCCAUGCCUACCCUGAACGAGUCAAUGUGGCUCCUAAUUUUUAAAACAGAUAUAUAUAUACAUACAAUUCUUCUUUCUUAUGCUCUUUAAUAAUUUCGGGAUUGAUUAUUCGUUUGCUUGAAUUCUUUCAAAAAGAUUUUACUGCUGAGGCUUCCAAGGCUUCGCAAAAAAACAAAAAAGGGUAGGGAAUGGUGGGUCGGCUGAUCAAUGUGGUGUCUGCGCUACAGUCCAUGUGAUGCCCGGCCGGCCGCGGCGUGCCGGCGCUCUGCAGUGUGACGGUGCCGGGGCCGGCGCUCAGUCGCGGGGAGACCGAGUGCUCAGCGGACGAGCCGCCGCCACCACCACCACCACCAGCAGCAGCACCAGCACCAGCAGCAGCACCAGCGCCGCGAAAUUGGAGAGAAACUGCGCCCGCCCGCCCGGAGAAGAUGGCGCCGUCGCGGUCCCGCACCCUGAAGAGGUGCCAGCGGGUCUUGUACUGGGUGCCCGUCCUCUUCAUCGGGCUCAUCGCCUGCUGGUCCUACUACGCCUAUGUCGUCCAGCUGUGCGUGGUAUCAAUGAAAAAUAUUGGAGAAAAAGUUGUCUGUCUAGUAUUCUACCAUCUGCUUUUCAUCAUGUUUGUGUGGUCAUACUGGAAAACCAUCUUUACAAAACCAAUGAAUCCGACUAAAGAGUUCCACCUUUCAUACACAGACCGGGAACAAAUAGAACGUGGGGAUAGGAGUGAAAGUCAGCAGGAAGUCUUCAGACGAAUGGCCAAGGAAUUGCCCAUCUACACAAGAACCUUAUCUGGAGCAAUUCGAUACUGCGAUAGAUGUCAACUUGUGAAGCCAGAUCGCUGUCAUCACUGCUCGGUUUGUGACAAAUGCAUUUUGAAGAUGGACCAUCACUGUCCCUGGGUGAACAACUGCGUUGGUUUCUCCAACUACAAGUUCUUCCUUUUCUUGGCUUACUCACUGCUUUACUGUGCAUUUAUCGUGGCUACUGAUCUGCAGUAUUUUAUCAAGUUUUGGAUGAAUGGUUUGCCAGAUACCCAAGCAAAGUUCCACAUCAUGUUCCUGUUCUUUGCAGCUGCAAUGUUUUCCAUCAGCCUGUCCUCUUUGUUUGGCUAUCACUGCUGGUUAGUCAGUAAAAACAGGUCUACAUUGGAGGCCUUCAGAGCACCUGUAUUUCGACAAGGACCAGACAAGAAUGGGUUUAGCUUGGGCUGCAGCAAGAAUAUGAAGCAGAUAUUUGGCGAUGAGAAGAAGUACUGGUUGCUGCCUGUCUUUACAAGCUUGGGCGAUGGUUGUUCCUUCCCAACAUGUUUAGUGAAUCAGGACCCAGAGCAACCCACGACUCCAUCUGGGCACAACUCAACUGCUAAAAAUGUUACUGAAGGCCAUCCUUUUCUUGCCAAGCCUUUACGAGAGUCCCAGAACCAUCUAUUGGGUAGCAACCAGACAUGGUCAGAUGGAACUUAUGACGAUGGAAAAGGCAAGCAUGGUAUGAACAAUCCUGUCAUGGUCAUGGAAAAUGAGACCUAGCACCCCCUGAAACACACUUAACUGUGGCAGCUGUGCAGCUGCUUAUGGAAGAAAUCUAGGAAGAAAUGUUGUCCACGAUCCCAACCUUCACCUACCUACUAUUCCUAUUAGAUGUCUGUGCCUCCGUGGGAUGUCCAAUGGAAAUAACCCUGUGAUUGACUGGUUUUUCUAUUAUCACAGCUUAACACAUACAACGUAUUGGUUCAGCCACCCUUAAAUGUACGAUGGGGGAUAUAAUUCUAUUCUGAAUGCAUUUGCUUAACAAAACACGCUAAACCUUUAUAGCAGCUUGGCAUUGCAGCAAUUAUGAGAUCACUGAGGAAAACAUGGUCUCUUGCCCUUUGAAACAGUGCUGAAACAAUACUGUUUUUAUUACUGCUCCUGCCAUAGUAAUGCCAUGAUUUCCACAUCAAAUCAUAUGACAUGCGCAAGGACUGACGCACAUUCUCUGAGAGCAGUACAUGUGAUAGUAUUUUCUGUUAAAUAGGAAUGACCUUUUAACAGACAGUUAAGGAUUUCAUAAGAAGAACACAUUUUUAUCAACAUUUUAGGGGGUGGCUUACAAAGCAAAAACAAAUGACAUAUCAUGAAUAUGCCUUUCAUUAAUGCACUGGGGACUUAUUUUGAUUUUGAUUUUGCUAUGAUAAGGGGUGAGAAGUGUAUAUGAUAUUGGUUUUAGAAUAUCUAAACCAUAUGUUUUGCAAUUUUGCUGAAAGCAAAUUGCAGAAGUAGUUGGUUUUCUGGCCAAAGAAAUGCUGAAUGAAAAUAUUUUAAAUGGUUUUUCAGACGGGCGGUAUUCUGUACUGUGUUGUUUCUAAUGGUAGGUUUUGCAUGCUGCAACUGUGGCAUUCAAUCCUUUUUAAUUUAUUUUAACAGACACGAGAAAUGACCUUGUUGCCAGUUUUUGGCGUCCAGUUUUCCCUUACAAAUGUUAAGUCAGCAUGACAAUUUCAUUGUGCGUGUUGUUAUAAAAUGGAAUGAUAUGAAUAGUGUAACAGUUUCACAAUAUUUACACAUCAUAAGAGAUACAUGACAAAGUGCCAUCAGCACAAUCGAUACAAAGGGACUUGAAAUACAGAAAACAUGCUGAAGUGGAAGGAGAAAAAAAAGCACAAAAUUGCCCCUUCAUAGUGCCUUCAUUGAAAGUUGGACCCAACGCUGUAAUCUAUUUGAAAUUAAUGAUCAAGACAUUUUCAAAACCAAAUUUUAGUGUGGCUCAAGCCAAUGGAAUUAGUAUUAUUUUUAUUUCUGUAAUCAAUUCGUAGAGAAAAAUAUAUAUUCUGGGGAGAGAGGUUUCCCCUAUGCAAUGAAAAGUGAAGUAGUCUUCAUUAAUAUUAGUUAUUAUGUGCAUUUAAUUUUCUGACUGCUGCUUUGAAACAUGAGUAAAUCCUCUUUGGCCUCCUCUUAAACAAGUUAAUAAAUAAAGUAUUUAAUUAGGCACCAGUCUUUUAUAACACACAUCGGAUAAUGUAAACUAAGAACAAUUUUGAAGGCUGUAAAAUUCUAGGGUUGUAAUUUAAAAAAAAAACAAGUAUAUCUGUGGAAAGGGGAACUAAUUAUAGUGGCCUUAGAACAAAUUAGUUUUCUAGUUGUGAUUUCUACCAAGGCAUUUUAAAAAACUGCGUUAUUUCUGUGGAAUAUAUUCAGGGGUAUUUUGAUUACAUUGCUGGGACAAGUGCUUUAAAACAAAUGGGAAAAAUAAAUAAUUUGCAUUAAGAAGAAAGUCAGUGGCUUAAAGGGGCUGUCCCACUGCGGCAACCUAAUUGGCGAGUUUAGGAGAGUUUGAAAAAUUGUCAUGUUGAAGACUUCCUUCAACUAUGUAGAAGACCUCCUUCGACUAUGUUGAAGACUAGCUUCGACUAGCUUUGGGAAAAUUGGACACCGAAUAGUGGAGAGUGAAGACGACAUCCUUCGAUCUCCCUUCGACUAUGUUGAACACUAUGUACGACUACCUUCGAUUGCCUUCGACUACCCUCGAUUACCUACGAAUAACAUGCCGACCUACUUCGACUAAACCUACGAGUAAAAAAAGUAUCGAUUUUUUCCACGGCGACCUUUUUUUUACUCGAGGGCAUUUUUUCAGCAUGUUGAAAAAUACGCCGCGACCUAGCUGAGGCCUCAUGUAUGCGGGGACUACUCUCGAGCAUGAAGGAGAGUUAUAAAGACCUCCUAGGACCUCGUGUCAAUCAUGCUGCGAGCAUGAAUCAAAGGGCAAACUCGCCAGAGCUCACGGAUUAGGUCGCCGCAGUGGGACAGCCCCUUUAAUGACUUAAAGCAAAAGCAAACUACUGUGGAUUCUGGAAAUCUGAACAAUUAGCAUGUUAAUCCUGUUAUUUCUUUGAAAAUGUACUCAGUGAAGGUGUAUAUAGAUCCAGAGAAAAUCCAGUAAUGGUAGCUACAUGACACACAAAUCAAAUUAAGAGUGAAAUUAAUUAAUCCUAGCAUUAAACAUUGAAGAAUACCCCUAUUCCAAAAGGCUUGCAUGUGCAUUGUCAAAAUGUUGCUUCAUAAGUGACCGGCCAAAUCUACACCACACAAUCUACAACACACACAGCGGUAGAGUUGCUGCCUUACAGUGCCAGUAGACCCGGGUUCGAUCCUGACUCCAGUCUGUGCGGAGCUUGUACGUUAUCCCCGUGAUCGGAUGGAUUUUCUCCAAGUUCUUCGGUUUCCUCCCACAUUCCAAAGAUGUACAGGUUUGUAGGUUAAUUGGCUUGGUAUAAGUGUAAAUUGUCCCUAGUGUGUGUGGCAUAGUGUUGGUGCGUGGGGAUUGCUGGUCGGUGUGGACUUGGUGAGCUUGAGGGCCUGCUUCCGCGCUGUACCGCUAAACUAAAUUUGGCAGUGAAGUCGUAAAUGUUACAACUUUAAAUAUAUGAUUUAAUCAUUCCCCUUUAUCACCGGAAAAUUAACUGAAAAAAUAAUUUUAAUAAACUCUACUUUAAUGAUUACUAGACCAAGUGCAGACCCGUUGGGUCUGCUCCCCCAAUGGUGUGAUCCCCCAACCCAAUAUUCCACCAUGCACCCGUCUCCUCCAAAGGAACUGAACCCGUUCCCAAAUGUAAGAUUCCAGCACUCCCCUGCCUCCCUCAGCAGUGGAUUUUAAAAAAAUUCCAAUUUCACCUCCCCUGCCUGCUGCAGCAGUUCCAAUUGCAAUACCAAUUGGCCCUCCCCCUCCUGUUGAAGCACUUGCUGUGAUAUCCCAUUGAGGUGAAAAGUUCAGAGUGUUCCUGUCUUGCAACUUUGUUUUGAAGUGUGUUGGAAGCUGAAAGGAAGGAGCAGCAAAUCAAAAGGAAGAAAGGCAGCCGGCAGCCGGACGGACGGACGGCAGGCGGCAGCCACAGACUUUUAUAUAAUAACAGAUAGAUAGAUAAAUAUGAGGUUGUUUGAAACCUUUAGAUGUUUGGGAUAUGUCCUUUAAAUUUAAAAUUCCCAUUGUUGCUUUUACAGGUCAUUAAGUUGGUCAAAUGCCUUGGAAUCUAUAUCACUUUUCUAAAGCAUUGGUUUUGAAAAUUGUGAGCAUCUAAACUUGGGAACAUUCCCUGCAUUCCAUAAUGAAUAAAUAAUAAUGUACCUCUGUCCACAUUAAUAUUUUGUGAGGAGGAUCCCGCCCAAAAUGAGAGAACCAAGUUUGGGUCCCAUCUUCCAUCAUAAUGCCUCCCAUGCAAGUGAGGUGGGAGAUGGUAAAUUGGAAUUGACGACAGGCAAGGGUCAGAAGCCAGAGAUGACCAUCACACCUUGGGAUGGUUGUACAUGUGACGAUUGAGGUUAUUUAAUUGGACUGAGGAUUGGGCCUGGGGGAUCAAUGUUUGUUUGGGACAGAAGAGAUCGGGCCACAUUUUUUUAUGCUGUGCCAAGGAAAGCAGUUGCUCUGUUCAAUUCCACAAUUGGAUAAUUAAAAGAAUAAUCCUUUCACCUGAUAGCCUCCAUGUUGUGCUUUGCAAUUUUAGAGCAUGGCAGGUAAAACACCAAUGCAUUCAAAAGUUGAUAACACAUCCUGCAAAAAGCAUAGAGUGCCUUUGGCUAGUUAUGUGCAUUUGCUUCCUUUCCAAUAUAUUGGGGGGCUUAGAUCUAGUUUCAAAUUACCAAUCAUUUUAUCAAACUAUAUAAAAUCUUAGAACCCUUCAUAUUUUUUUACUUCCUGGGGAAAGAUUGCACCAAUACACAAAUUAUCUGCUUCAGAGUACACCUAUAUUUUGAGCAUUCCAAAGUAGUCAUUUAGAGUUUAGUGUUUAGUUGAAGAGAAAGAUGUCAAUUGAACUGUGCAAUGCUGAGUCCUAUAAAUAGAAAUGUGAUAAUGCCCAGAUAAUAUGUUCAGAGUAUGUGAAUUGAGAGAUUAAUAUUGCCUUGGACUCAAGGAGAAUUUGUGUGCAUUUUGAAAAGAACAAUUGGAUCAUCUUUACCCACUAGAAGUCCCAGUUUAACAUUUCAAAGAUAGCAGUUGUAAAUGAUUACAUUUUCACGAUUACAAUGUGUGAGUCAACCAAGACUGGAGAUAUUGAGGUUUAAAUUCAAGGCAGGAGUUACUCAAUUACGUGUGAACUGGUAAUGCUUUAGUUUUACAUUCUUCUAUUGACACUGAUUAAAUGUGAGAGAAAUAUUGCUUUAAGAAGCUAUUGAAGAACGAGAGCCCUCAUAAGUGACAUUUCCCACCAGCCGCAGUUUUUUUUUAGGCUGAUUAUUUUCAGAUUGACAGAUCCUUUUCCAUUUCCCAAAAGCAGAAAUAAAAUGCCAUCACUGUGCAAAUCAGGACCCCAAAGUUUGUUUUUGUACUUUGCUCCAAAUUAUUCAUAAACUGUACACAACUCAGCAGUGAAUGGAAUUUGGGAACAUUCCCUGCAUUCCAUAAUGGAAUAAGUGAAAUUUUCCAUAAAAUACACCCAUGAAUUUUGUUUCCACAAAGCCAGAAAGAGGUGCAUUAUCACUGGUCCAGACUAACUCUGCAGUUUGCAUCUCCUCCUGACAGUAACGUAUCCACAGCUGGAAUCAGUACAGAAAUAGAUGAGAUGCCCUGAGUCACAACUAUUUGGUAUGUGCUGGUUUUUGUAUACUUUAGAUGUGACUACCUGACAUUGUACCUAUCUUGUUCUUAGUGCUUCAUAAAUACUUUACUUAAUUACUUUGGAGGUGCACUGCCCUAAACCCUCCCACAGCAAAUAAACAUCUUAUACACAAUUUAUACAGUCAGUUCCUACACAGAGCCAAUGUAAAUAAAAAUCUAGUUUUAUUUUAGAGAUUCACGGUGCAAUAUUAGCUAAGAUACAAAAAACUCCACGAUUAUGAUUUAAUGCCCCGAGGCGUUUGUAACAACCUGCCUGCUUAGUUUAACAUCCCAUUCAGAGAUGGUCUGCUAGUACAGCAAUUUCUCACUACAUUGAAGUACCAAGAUCACUGGAGCAGAUCCUCUAAAGAAGUGAAAAUGGUUACGUUUGAAGCGGGAUCACUUUAAAAGAAUAAAAUAAAAAAUUGUAAACUGUUUAUAUUUGUUACUGUUGUGUGAGGUUGUUUUCGAUUUAUGGUUCAAUGAAUAUACACCUCUCGUUUCAGCCAAUCAAGAAAGUGAGAGUGGACAUAGAAUAAGAGCAGGCAGGAUUGGCACAAAUUGACAAGAAAGCAGAUAGCCAUGCAGCACAGAAAGAGGCCCAUUGCCCCACCACAUCCAUGCUGACCGGUAAGGACUCGUAUUAGCCAAUCCAUUUUAUUUACCCUGGUUCACAGGCCUCUGAGAUUUAAAUGUUCAUCAAGGUAUUUGAAAUAAUUGGUACAAUUUAAUCAAAUAUUGGAAUGGGCAUAGCCGUGUACAGUUCUGGUUUGCAUACUAUUGGAAAGACGUCAGUACAUUGGGAGAACGUACAAAGGAAAUUCACCAGGGUGUUUGUCAUAGAGUGAUACACCGUGGAUACAGGCCCUUCAGCCCAACUUGCCCACAACAGCCAACAUGUCCCAGCUGCACUGAUCCCACCUGCCCACCUUUAGUCCAUAGCCCUCCAAACCUGUCCUAUCCAUGGACCCGUCGAGCUGUUUCUUAAAUGUUGGGAUAGUCCCUGCCUCGACAACUUCCUCUGGUAGCUUGUUCCAUACACCCACCACCCUUUGUGUGAAAAAGCUACCCCUCAGAUUCCUGUUAAAUCUUUUUCCCUUCACCUUCAACCUAUGCCCUCUGGUCCUCGAUUCACCUACUCUUGGCAAGAGACUCUGUGCAUUUACCCAAUCUAUUCCUCUCAUGAUUUUGUACACCUCUAAGACCCCUCAUUCUCUUGCGCUCCAAGUAAGAGUCCCAGAUUACUCAAUCUCUCCCUAUAGCUUAGACUCUCUAGUCCUGGCAAUAUCCUCGUAAAUCUUCUAUGUACCUUUUCCAGCUUGGCAACAUCUUUCGUAUAACAUGAUGCCCAUAAAUGAACACAAUAUUUGAAAUGCGGCCUCACCAACGUCUUAUACAACUACAACAUGACCGACACACUUCUACAUGUUGUUUGGGAUAGAGCGUUUCUGCAUUUUCUGAAGGGCAUAGAGAGGUAAAUAGUGGGAACUAUUCUCCAGAGCACAGGUGUUUAAACAGAGGGCAUACAUUUAGCGUAAGGAGUAGAAGAUCCAGAGAGUUUGAAGGAAGAACUCAUUCAUCCAAAGGGAGUUUAGAAUGCAGAACGCACUGCUAGAGUGCGUGGUAGAAGCAAGAACUCUUGCAAUUAAAUACCUCAUUGCGUAUGUAAAUCUCAGAGGCUAGAUGCAUAUGAACCGGAGAAGAUAGAUAUGAGUAGGAAGGAGCUGCAAAUGCUGGUUUAAACUGAAGAUAGACACAAAAAUCUGGAGAAACUCAGCGGGGCAGGCAGCAUCUCCUGGAGAGAAUGAAUGGGUGAGGUUGAAGAAGAUAGAUAGAUAUGAACCAGGCAAAAAAGAUUCCUUACUGGUCAGCAUGGAUAUGGUGGGCCAAAGAGCCUCUGUGUGCUGUAUGGCUCUGACUAUUUGUUUUCUUGUCAAUAACCUUCUCUGGACCCUGACAUUAGAGACCAGGCUGAUAGUCCUUUUAAGGGCAUUGAUAAAGUAAAUCAAUGGGAAAUGAAUUGUAUUUGUUGAAUUACAUAUCAUAAAUAACCCCAAAGAACAGUAGUUUAAGCUGUUUAAAUUUGCUAAUCAAAUUGGAGUUUAUUCAAAGUAAUCAUUAAAAAAAAUAGUUAUUUAAAAAAAAUAAAAUUACAUUGACAGUCAUUUAUUCAUGAAAUUAUUUAAAAAAAUUAAAACAACUGUACAAAGGCUCCAUUUAUACUAUUAGAAAUUCAAUGGGAACAUUUGUUGGACACUUCAGUGGUGAGCAGAUUUGAGGAGUGACAUAUAAAUACACUACAGAUAUAAUUUUUCACUUUGCUUGUCUCUUCAAUCAGAGAACAUGAUUAUAAUCAACGUGAGAUUAAAAAAUGGUCUGACUAACUUUGGGGGGAAAUCAAGAAGAUUUUGUUUCAUUUCAGCAGUUUAUAAAGUUGUUGGAUUGAUGAGAAUUUUUGCAUUAUGGAUGUGAAAUAAUUUAGUUUCAGGAGGGUUUGUGAGUUAAGCCCAAAACAGGGCAAAUGGCGAUCUGGACAAAAUCCUGGUCAUCUGGCUUGUCCUCACCUAAUUCUAUGCUGCAGGUUCAGUUAGAAGUGUAACAUUACUUUUAUAAUAUAGGUAAUUCUGCUAUAAACACAUAUUUUCAUAACAUGAAUUGGAUAUAACGUGAUUGAUAAAUUAGGGAACACUAUUUGUAUUAUGUAGGCCAAAUUGGUAAUAACACUAUUUCUAUUGGGAACUAGAAAACCACUUAAAAGUUACUUUGGAAAUUUACGUUGAAUCAAAGCUGGCUUGGGAAAGGAACAGUCUAGGAAAAAGAAACGAUAUUAAAUACAUAAUAUAUAUAACUUUUAGAUCUUUUAGUUUGCAGUAACUAAAACUAAACAUAGCUAUUUAAAAAUAUAUUUUAUUUUUGAAAAUCCUAUAGGAGAAAUAACUUUAAUUGCAAAUCUAACCUCUCGUGUCUUUAACCACCCCUCUCCCAUUGACAUAGUUGCUUUUAUAACAUGAUUUUCUAUAACAUGAGGCUUCUUAGGAAUGCAACUAUGACAUUAUAAGAGAACAAUAUAUGAAGGUGGGAAUGGUUUCCAGGAAGAAAGAAAAUAAUCCAACUGGUUUUCUAAAUAUAUUUGUGGUAUGGCAAAGAUUUUUUUGUCAAUAACUGGGAAUAAAAUGUCUUGGGAGCAAAACACAAAUGUAUUCCUUGCAUUUUAGGCAAGCUAAGUUGACAGAUGGUAUUACAAAUAUUGCAUCCAUGAAGUAUGCAUCCUACACCAUCAGUGAUGCGUAAACAACCACCAUGUUGGAUGCAAUAAUAGAAAUUGUGUGGUAUUUCUGAGUGAUAUUGCAGGAAAUUUAGAAAUAGCUAAUUUUAUUACUAUAGGCCAGGACAUUUUAAUUCAUAAAUAGAAUGGGAAACUGGUUGGUAUUUUCACCUCAGCAUGAAUACUAUCUAAGGUGUACAUUUAAAAAAAUCUCACUAUGAUUGCAGGGUAUGUCUUUGUACACAGAGAACAGCAAUGGAAAAAUAUUUCACUCAGGUUUCUUUUAUAUGAAGGGUCCCAACCCAAUAUAAACUAUAGACAGAUCAUGUCAAUACACACAUCAAUACUUUUCACUCAAAUUGAGACGUCAUAAUUCUAGUAGGGUAAUUAUGAACCCCUUUUUAAUACUUAAACUCAUUCAUUGAUUUGUGACAGUUCCAAAUUUAUUUUGUAAAGACUGUUUUCACAUGCUGGUUAUAUCCAAAGAGAUUUUUUGGUACAAGCUAAAAUCAAAACUUCUUUAAAAAAAAAAAGAAAAAUCUACAUUUUUGGAAAGUAUAUCUAUUAUAUUUUUAAGUAAAUGUUAUCAAGUAAAGAGUACAAUCACUGAACCAAUGGAUCCUAAUGAUAAGACAAAUUCUAAGUUUGAGAAAAGGAAAAUGUUACGAUUGGAUAUAGAUUGAUAUUUAAAUUUCCCUUCCAUCAACUCUAGUCAAUGCACUUGAGGCUAAAGAAUUAUAUUAUUUUUUUUUAUAAUCCUUAAUUUUUUUCUAAAAAUCGAACUUGUAAAAGAGUUCUCUAUUGAAAGGGGGACAGAGCAGUGAAUACAUAAUUGAGCAUGUUGACAGCCAUUAUUUUAGCCUGUUCAUUUUUCAAAGGGUUGCAAAAAGCUUUGUUAUUGUCAAGAAUUUUGUAUGUAAAUGAAGUGUUGCUCUGUUUCGAUUGUUUUAUGCAAUCAGUAUGGGCUGUGGCAUUUUGUUGUCAAAAUGCAUUUUAAUGAAGUAUUUUGUGUAUGCAUUUGUAUUAUUACAAAACAUUAUACAUUGGAGUUGAUUUGCUGUCUGCCAUACUCUGUAAUGCUGAAAAUUACUCAACUACAUAAAGUUGUGUUUGAUUUGAUUGUGA
This is a messenger RNA of Leucoraja erinaceus (little skate), 12248 nucleotides long. Its product is annotated as palmitoyltransferase ZDHHC2-like. Gene Ontology annotation, molecular function: protein-cysteine S-palmitoyltransferase activity. Lineage: Eukaryota; Metazoa; Chordata; Chondrichthyes; Rajiformes; Rajidae. Gene Ontology annotation, biological process: peptidyl-L-cysteine S-palmitoylation; protein targeting to membrane. The record is from RefSeq and is a predicted model, not a curated record. Gene Ontology annotation, cellular component: Golgi apparatus; endoplasmic reticulum.